Messenger RNA from Acytostelium subglobosum LB1, 363 nucleotides. RefSeq lists its product as hypothetical. NCBI's taxonomy places the organism in Eukaryota, Evosea, Eumycetozoa, Acytosteliales, Acytosteliaceae. The coding region runs from base 1 to 363 and encodes 120 amino acids. The transcript has a single exon. The record is from RefSeq and is a predicted model, not a curated record.
AUGAGCAGUGACGACGAAAACCCCAAGAGAGUCAAGAAGACUAAGAAGGACACCAGAAAGAAGUCCAAGAAGAACAAGAAGAAGAAGAAGGAUCCAAAUGCCCCACGUCGUAACUUGACUGCCUUCAUCUUCUUCUCCAAGGAGAAGCGUCCACAGGUUAAGGCCGAGAACCCAGAGGCCACCUUUGGCAAGAUCGGUUCCCUGCUCGGAAAGCUGUGGGAGAAGCUCGAUGCCGAGGGAAAGGAGACCUAUGAGAAGAUGGCCAUGGAGGACAAGAAGCGUUGGGAGAUGGAGAAGAAGGUCUACGAUGAGAACAAGAAGGACGAGUCAUCAUCAUCCGAUUCAUCCUCUGACUCUGAUUAA